CCCCACCCAUCCCACCCCGCUCCUUCCCACUCCUCUCCUUCACCACCUCUACACACCACCGCCCGCCAAUAACCUCGACUCCCCUCACUACUCCCCAUACACACACGCCAAAAUGCUUAUCUUCAAGGAUAUCCUCUCCAACGAUGAGAUGAUCUCGGAUGUGUACGACCUCAAGGAGGUCGAUGGUACCCUCUACGAGGCAGACUGUGCCAUGAUCACGAUCAAGAAGGGCGCUGAUGUCGAUAUCGGUGCCAACGCUUCCGCCGAGGAGGCCAGCGAGGAGCUCGAGGAUGGUCAGGAGACCGUCAACAACAUCGUCCACUCGUUCCGUCUCAACUCGACCAACUUCGACAAGAAGGGCUACCUCACCUACCUCAAGGGCUACAUGAAGGCGGUCAAGAGCAAGAUGCAGGAGAAGGGCAAGUCGGCGGAGGAAGUCGCCAGCUUCGAGAAGCGCGCCGCCGCGGCCGCCAAGAAGCUGAUCGCCAACUUCAAAGACUACGAGUUCUACAUGGGCGAGUCGAUGGACGUCGACGGCAUGGUUGCGCUCCUCAACUACCGCGAGGACGGUGUAACGCCCUACAUGAUCUUCUGGAAGGACGGUCUGGUGCAGGAGAAGGUUUAAAUAUCGAAUCGGUUUUUUCUUUCUUUCUGGAUUGGGAUUUAGGAUGGCCAUGGUGUUGUGGUUGUGUGUGUUCUGUACGGUGGAGCGAAAACAAAAUAAUUGACGAUGCGAUGCGGGGGAUUGAAGAGCAUCUGACUGACGGCGGACGGUGGACGCGGGUGGUGAUGUGAUGUGAUGUGAUGAUGCGAUCCCUACGUGCGAUCUAAUUGAGGAAUCGGCGCACAGUUCCCACUCUGCCUGAGUACUACCGAAAUACACGCCUACUCUACUCUACUCUGCUACACAUAGAGAUGUCGAAAUCUCCAUGUAGAUACAUAGAGUACAUAGAGUGUUGACA
Molecule: messenger RNA, 962 nt
Organism: Tricharina praecox
Lineage: Eukaryota; Fungi; Ascomycota; Pezizomycetes; Pezizales; Pyronemataceae
Product: Mss4-like protein
Exons: 4
Coding region: 113-625 (170 amino acids)
Cellular component (GO): cytoplasm
Molecular function (GO): calcium ion binding
Source: RefSeq, a predicted model, not a curated record